Molecule: messenger RNA, 968 nt
Organism: Oryza sativa Japonica Group (Japanese rice)
Lineage: Eukaryota; Viridiplantae; Streptophyta; Magnoliopsida; Poales; Poaceae
Source: RefSeq, a predicted model, not a curated record
GCCCUCUUAAUCCUCCUCCUCCCCCAGGCGUCGCCGGCGGCUAGAUUCCGGCCGGUGAUGGAGGCGUCGGCGUCGGCGGCGGCGGCGGCGGCGCUGUGGGGGCACAAGCACCUCCCGCUCCUGGCGCGCGCGUCCUCCAAGGAGUCGGUGGAGUACAUCCUGCAGGCGCUCUGGCGCACCCGCCGCACCGGCCUCGACGCCGCCGACCGCGCCGUCGUCCGCGACAUGCUCCACCUCGCCUCCGACGCCGACCUCGACCCCUUGCUGGUUUGCCUCAGGGUACUGAUUCGCAGAUGCGUCCAUGGGAACAUCGGGAAGGACGAAGUCGCCAAGCUUUUCCCCGAGGAGGUGUCGCCCGAGCUGCAGAGGCUGCUCACCUUGCUUCUUCAGAAGUUUCAGCCGGAGUGGCAAGAGGAUGUUGCCAAGGAUCAGGCAUCUGCAUCACGGCCAGAAACAACCGAAUGCCCUUCAAAUCAAAACCAAGAUACAACAGAGCAGCCAGCUGCUGGUGCUACAGAGAUUCAGAAUGGUGGGAAAUCAUCAGUUGUGGAAAAAGAACUGAAGCUUCAGUUAACCAAGGAUACUUUAGACAAAAUGCUCGAGGAUAUGUACUCAACCAAGGGCCAAGCGUCCAACACUGGCAAUACCAAUGGACAUGAAGAGACUGCAGGAUGCACUUAGGAAAAUGGAAAAUGCUGUUUUUGUCAUUUUAGCUUUAGCUCCAGGGACAUUUUGCAGCAGAAAAACUGUACCAGAUAACAUCCCGUGUCUCUCUGCGUCUUGUGAUAGAUAUUUUUCCCCUUGGGCAGUUUGAUCUAGGCUUUGGUCACUGCAUCCAUUUACCCUAAGGAGCAAAUGUAGGUUUAGAAGCUUUCCUUGUAGAAGAAGUUAGUAGGUGAUUCAUCUGUAAAUUGAAAUCCAUUGGAAGUAUCAGUGUCAACGCAUGCUGAAAUCCUUACAUUUCCACA